UUAUGUGUGACGCUAGAGGUCGGAAAGGAAAUAAGAAUCCUUGGUCUUUUUUCAAUGAAUGAAUUUGCUCGGUCCAAAGUCCGUCUCGCAUGCAUGUACAUUUAUUACAUUGUCAUCGUUAUCGGAAAGCCACAGUAUAUAUGCACGUCUCAAACAACACUAUUGAAUAUUGUGCCAUAUACUACCGAGUAGAUAUUGCCAUCACUACAUUGAAUCAUGUCUAAUUACAUAGGAUUGAAUGUCGGUGGAAAGAUAUACCGGACAUCUCGUACUACAUUGACCAGUACGCCCGGGUCAUUCUUCAAUUUGAUCCUAAAUGGCGGCAUACCGUCUGCCCAGGAUGAGCAAGGAAACUAUCUCAUUGAUCGCGAUGGCGAUAUUUUCAGACAUAUUCUCAAUUAUUUGAGAAGCAAGAAACUUGUACUUCCAGAAGGAUUCAACGAGCUUCAUCUCCUGGCGUGCGAAGCUGACUUCUUUCAGCUGGAGACACUGAAGGAAGAAGUCCUGAGUGUACUUGGCAUUCAUCAGAUCAUCGGGCUGAAUGUUGGCGGGAAGAUCUACCAGACAACCAGAGAAACACUCUUGAGAGCCCCCCAGGGUUACCUGGCAGCCAUCGUGAGCGAAAAGGGUCUAAACAUGGCCAGAGACAAAGAUGGAAACUUUGCGAUAGAUCGAGACGGGGAGCUGUUUCGCUACAUCCUCAACUUUUUACGCGAAGGAGCUUUGAUUCUGCCCAAAUCAUGGAAUGAUUUCAAUCUCCUUUUGAACGAGGCGGCCUUCUUUGGGAUUCCUGUUAUACGUGAACACGUAACGAGUUUGAUGAAUUUUGGUGAGACUGAUGAAGAGAAUGCCGGAGAGAAUGGCCAUCAGCCGGUAUCUUUCUUCCAUUUAUACCAUUGGCAUGGCCGUUUCCUGACAUAUCAUACCAGUCAUAACAGGCGUAGAUUAGAAGAUUUGUUUUCCUUCAAGAUGAAGUCUUGUAAAUACGUUGAAUCAACAUUUGGAGUUCACGUGUUGUCUUUCACCUUGGAUGAAUGGCUUACUGAUGAGUCGCUGGAGUGGUUCUACCCCAACAGUUCAGGACACAAAUGUCGCAAAAUUCUCGAUUAUCCGAAAAGUGAACAAGAUAUCAUCGCUAUGCUUCAGUUUGGAAAGUACAGUAUUAUUCGAUCGAUAAACUUUGGCGAAGAAUCGACAAAAUACGAAUUCGCGUUCUAAUCCUUGAUGAUCCAUAAAUGUAACUCUCUAAUAAUGCCAUUUUGUUUAUGCUAAACAUAAAUCAUGAUAAUUAUUACGAGCAAAUAGCAAAGUGUAAUCAAAAUUAUGCCCCUUCAAAACAUCAUAUGCAAAUACUUAAUAAUUCGUUUUCAUCAUCAUGCAGUCUUGAAGAAAACAUUUGCUCUAUCAGUACGGGGAUGUUCAGUCACUAUCAGGGUUUACGGAUGUAUAUCUUUUGACUUGUUUCUUAUUGCCUCGAACGAUGACCCCAGCUUGAUGUUGAGCCCCGCGACAGAACAUGAGUACCAUUUGGAGCAGAUAUAUAUUCAUGAAGAGAGUGACGAAGACAGCUACUUCGAUCAGUGUAAACUUAAUCUUCGACCAUCGUGUCUACAUGAAAAACAAACAAGAAAAUGCAAACAAUCUCGUCAAAUACCUUAUGUCUUAUACGGAUUAUAAUCAAACAAUAACAUUUAUGAAACGAGUGUAACUAUUAACCUACUUAUGUAAUUACCUGGAAGCCUACAAUGAAUCUUCGUAAAUUAUGUUUUUAUCGGAUAUAAUACUAGAGUUGAUAAACUAACCUUAUUGGAAAUUAGUACUCUCUUUAAAAAAAAGAGUGAAUUUUCAGAAUCACGGACGUCACUCCUCUGGAGAGUGAAA
Messenger RNA from Strongylocentrotus purpuratus (purple sea urchin), 1881 nucleotides. RefSeq lists its product as uncharacterized. Gene Ontology annotation, molecular function: protein binding. The record is from RefSeq and is a predicted model, not a curated record. NCBI's taxonomy places the organism in Eukaryota, Metazoa, Echinodermata, Echinoidea, Camarodonta, Strongylocentrotidae. The transcript has a single exon. Gene Ontology annotation, biological process: protein homooligomerization. The coding region runs from base 217 to 1218 and encodes 333 amino acids.